GUAUUGAAUUUAGAGUUGAAAUGCAGUCGACCCAAGAGUUUGCCUCAACCUUCGCCGAAGUCUAAGAACUUGAAUCCAUCGCUGUUUACAUCGCUAUUCAAUGAGAAGAUUAUGUUUACAUUAAACGCUAAUUAUGUAAUGUUUGGCGAAUGUAUGGCAAAUCCGCGGAAACAGAUGAUUAUCAUUGAACUUAAAGAAGCAAUUACUGAGACAUUUGUCAAACCACUGCGUGAGAGUUGUAGUAUUAAUAACAAGUUUGAAUACAAGACCAUCGACUUAAAGAGGGGACAAAUUAUACAAAAGUGGGCAAAGAAACGGAUUAAUUAA
Messenger RNA from Medioppia subpectinata, 327 nucleotides. The record is from the annotation of a GenBank genome assembly. Lineage: Eukaryota; Metazoa; Arthropoda; Arachnida; Sarcoptiformes; Oppiidae.